AUGGGAAUCCCUUGUGCUAAACAGCACCCUUAAUAGCCUGCCUAAGCAGUGUAAAAUUAACACGAUUUCCAAAAUCUGUUGGAUAAGAAACAAAGAAACUCUUUAGAAGUGGAGGAAGAAAACAAGGAACAAAAAUAUACUAAAAUUGAUGUUGCUCAAAAUUCAAUCGAUUUGAAUAAGAAACGUUAUUCAAGUAGAGAUAUGUCCAUCAUAUCAAAAUACAUUGAAAAUGAACUAAAAAACCAAUCUGUUAAACUUGAGAGACUUACUAUCGACAUGAGAGAUCCAUCAAUGAGUGUUAAGGGUGGAACAGUAGUAUAACGCAAAGAAAUCUCGCAAGAUCUGUAUGAAGAGGAUGAUAGUCACGUGUGUUACACAAUCUACACCAAUCCGAAAUAUAAACGCUUGAAAAGUAUAAAUGAACACACUAUGAUUCUGUUGCAUCUGAACGAAAACAAGGAAUAUUUGGAUUUGUUAUACCGAGUUACUAAUGAUUAUCAUUUCACUAUUGAACAUUUAGAUGAAUUCAAGGAUAUAUUAACUAGAUCAUAGGAUAGUUUCCUCUAAAAUUUAUUAAUCUCUGAAAAAUAUAUAAAUGAAUAUGGAAUCUUUCAUAUAAUUAGAGAAGCAAUAAAAUUUAGCAAACUAGAAUUAAUUCUUUAGAAUGAUUAUACUCUAAAUUCAACAUAAUUGCAUUACAAUAAAUUGUUUGUUGAUAUAAGUUUAUUCCCAAUAAUUUUGGCCACUCAACACAUUUAGAUUUUUUCUAUUGAGUUCACACAAUCAAUUGUUUAAUACAAGAAAUUGACGAAUUCAAAUCAAGAUUUACUGAGAUUUCUAAACGAAAUAAAAUAAACUAUAGGAAAUGAUAUCUAAUUUUUAUCAAUUUCUCAGUAAAACUAAAAUUUGGUGUUAUCCUUCAUUAUCAAAAAGAUGCAAUCGCAUAAAAGUGUCAUGAUUUCACACAUCAAUACGGUUCUGAAUGGAAGACUUGGAUUUGUCGGUUGUAAUUCGUAGCCAUUGAUAAAGUAUGUUGGAUGUGAAUUAAGUGAUAUUGACCCUUGGAAUAAUAGAGAAUUCAAAGAGGAGACAAGAGCAGACAGUUAGUACUCAUUGCAAUAUGGAUGGAAACUAUUUGGUUUGAAUUUCAAGUAGUACAAUAUUUCUAAUAUAGGAUUUAUCUACUAUAAUCCAAAUCAUAUGUACAAACAGAAUAUAAGAAUCUAUUCAUUGAGUGACAUCAACAAAUAUUCUAGCCAAUUCGAGUUGAUCGAUAUCAAGGUCUAUUGUGAAAAGAAGCAAUACAAAAUAUUGUUUCAAGUAACAUAUUAAGAUGACGAUUUAAUUAUCAUAGAUAACAUGGCAUAUCUCAAUACUUUGAUGAAUUCAAGAUUGACAGGGAUUUUAGUAUACGAUGCUGAAAAGCAUAUGAAAUAUUGA
This is a messenger RNA of Paramecium tetraurelia, 1440 nucleotides long. RefSeq lists its product as uncharacterized. The transcript is spliced from 6 exons. The record is from RefSeq and is a predicted model, not a curated record. NCBI's taxonomy places the organism in Eukaryota, Ciliophora, Oligohymenophorea, Peniculida, Parameciidae.